This is a messenger RNA of Paecilomyces variotii, 2238 nucleotides long. RefSeq lists its product as hypothetical. The record is from RefSeq and is a predicted model, not a curated record. The coding region runs from base 148 to 2073 and encodes 641 amino acids. The transcript is spliced from 2 exons. NCBI's taxonomy places the organism in Eukaryota, Fungi, Ascomycota, Eurotiomycetes, Eurotiales, Thermoascaceae.
GACGCACCGCGCUCUCUGUUUGGCGGUCCCGUGGGAAUCAAUAGCGACGUCGUGACUCCGCCCCGGACGCCGCUGGGGACGAUCCGCGAGCACGAUGAAGAAGCUCCACGACGAACCGCCGGGGGAAGCGGGACGCCGAAGCUGUCCAUGGGACCGGAACAUCGUCUGCCUCCACCGGCAACGCCCUCUAUCACAGACGAUGCGCUGUCCACCGAUGACCAGCUUAACCGACCGCGCAGCCGAGCCCCCGCGCAGCAGCUAAAUACGCCGGAGCAGAGAGCGCCCGUCGUGCGACCCAGCAGCGUGGGCAGCAUAGGCAGUAUAGGCAGUAUCAACAGCAGACGAUCGACCGGGACGCCGCCAUUGCGCCGGGUCAGCCGUAAUCUUAGCGGCGAUCUGCGCGCAGCCAGUCGGCUGGAGGAGGAGAAGGAAAAGGAAAAGGAGGAGGCGGGGAGGCGCAGUAGCGACUAUAGUCGGGCGGCCGAAGACGAACUGGUCAAUCUCCCCUCGUCUUCCACCUACGACCCCGUCACCGACAAGGGCAAGCGCCCGGUGCGAGUCAUGGCCGAUGUCUAUGGAUGGGGUGAGACCCCCAGCUCGCCCCGGUCGCCCAACCGACCUCCCAGCGUCCGGCGCCGUCGCAGCAUGCAAUAUCUACAAGAGCUCGAGACUCGCCUCGACCAGUUAAUUUCCGAAAACCGUCUGCUCGCCGCCGCCCGCGAUGAAGCCGAAAACAAGAUCCGCACCCUUCGCAGUGCACGCCGCAAGAGUGACAACGCGCUCAACCGCAGCGAUGCCGAUCUCCGCGACAAGGAAGCAGAAAUCACCCAGCUGAAGAACUCGCUGGACUGGAUGCAGAAGGAGGUCGCUCGCCUGACCGAAGAGAAUGAAGGCCUCACGGCGACCAACGCCGGCCUCGAGGCCGCACACCACCAAGAGCUCAAGGAAGCCCGUGAGGCUUCCUCCCGCGAGCUAGAAGAGCUGCGGUCGCAGCACCAGCAGUUAUCUACGGGGAUGGAGGAUAUCGUGCGACACGAAAUCGAAUCCGCACUGGCUCAAAAGAACGAAGAACUGCGCCUCCUGCGGACAGAGCUGGCGGCCACGCGCGACAAGGUGCAGGAGCUGCAGCUCCAAAUCACUGCAUCACUCCCGGAGGACGAUGUGAUCGUGUCGCGCGACGAGGACUAUUUCGAUGCCGCCUGCCAGAAACUGUGCCAGCAUGUCCAGCAGUGGGUGCUGCGCUUCUCCAAGCACUCCGAUCUACGACGAUGCCGCCUGCUCAGUGAGAUCAACGAUGAGAAGAUCGCCGAUCGGUUCGACAAUGCCAUCCUGGACGGAUCGGACGUGGACAGCUACCUGGCCGAUCGAGUGCGACGGCGCGAUGUGUUCAUGUCGGUGGUGAUGACAAUGGUGUGGGAAUACAUCUUCACGCGGUACCUCUUUGGCAUGGACCGCGAACAGCGUCAGAAACUGAAGACGCUCGAGAAGCAGCUGGCGGAAGUAGGAUCGCGCUGCGCGGUGUCUCGCUGGCGUGCGACGACACUGACUCUAUUGGCGCGCCGGCCGGCCUUUGCCCGUCAGCGGCUUAACGACACCGAGGCAGUGGCCCUAGAGAUCUUUGGCACAUUAUCGCGCCUGCUGCCACCGCCGUCUGCAGUCGAGGGGACGUUGCUGGACUCCCUGCGCAACGUGCUGCGUGUGGCCGCGGACCUGUCGAUCGAGAUGCGGACGCAACGUGCUGAAUACGUGAUGCUGCCACCACUGCAGCCCGAGUUCGACGCCAACGGCGACCUGGCGCGGCAAGUAUACUUUAACGCCUCGCUGAUGAACGAGCGCAGCGGCCAGACGACGUCGAACGAGGAACUGGAGGCGCAACAAGCAGUGGUGCGGCUGGUGCUGUUCCCGCUCGUGGUGAAGAAAGGCAACGACCUGGGCGAAGGGGACGAGGAGAUCGUGGUAUGCCCAGCGCAGGUGCUGGUGGCUCGUCCAUCCACGGAGAAGAAGGUCGUGCGCGUGUUGAGCGGCGACCGAAUGUCUAUCGAUGCUCCUUCAGCCAUGAGUAACAUGAUCUAGGUAGUGACUGUGAAGAGGUCCAUCUCCAGCCAGAACCCUCGAGGCGUCACACUCGUCGGGUUAUGCCUGCGGAGAGGACUAUCACGUCGCAGCUCUUGGUUGUCUGUUGAUAUCUAAUUUUCUUGUUUCCUUGUUAGAUGUUUUCAUUUUUUCGGUUGAUAUGCC